Molecule: messenger RNA, 2517 nt
Organism: Nylanderia fulva
Lineage: Eukaryota; Metazoa; Arthropoda; Insecta; Hymenoptera; Formicidae
Product: galactose mutarotase
Biological process (GO): beta-D-galactose catabolic process via UDP-galactose, Leloir pathway; glucose metabolic process
Molecular function (GO): carbohydrate binding; aldose 1-epimerase activity
Source: RefSeq, a predicted model, not a curated record
AAUAACAGCAUUAAUAAGUUUUUUAGCUUUUUGGGUGACCACAUACACAUUUCAUGCUUUCCAUAUUCCUAUAUUAAAGUUUAACGUUUGCGAAAAGUAAAGAAGACGAUAUUCUAAUGUUGAAACAACAAAAAAUGUAAAAAAAUCGAGGUAAUAUUUUAUAACCCAUUAUUUAUCAUUUAUCAUCUUAUUGCAGAAAUGUCACACAAUUGUUUACAAAUAUAAACGCGAAACCGUAAUGACAAAAUUUCUCGUCGCGUCAUAUAUUUGCAUAUAUGUGACUUGGCAAUAAAAAGAUAACGUCAAAAAAAAUAAAAAUAAAAAAAACAUGGUCACUUAUUGCAGUUGCAAGGAUGUCGUAAUUACGGAGGGAAUAUUUGGAGAGAUUUAUGCCGAAUCUUCUAAGAAUAAAACACGUCACUAUGACAGUAAAGAAAAUAACGAGACAGAAUUAUCCUCGUAUAUCAAUGAUGAAGGACCUCGGCUGAUACCAGUGAAAUCCUAUACGAUGAUUAAUAAGAAAGGGAUAGAGAUCACCGUCAUUUCUUGGGGUGCCACGAUCAUCUCGCUAAAAUAUCCGGACAAGUUCGGAGACAUCGCGGAUGUUGUGCUCGGUUUCGACGAUUUGAAGAGCUACACGAAUCCCAAUAUUAAUCCAUUCAUAGGAUGCAUACUGGGUAGAUGCGCGAAUCGCAUAAAGGAUGGUUGUAUCGUUAUUAAGGGUAAAACCUACCAGCUCACCAAGAACGACCUUGGCAAACAUCAUCUGCACGGAGGUGCCAAGGGCUUUGGAAGACGAUUAUGGAACUCGUACGUCGACGGCUGCUCGGUCGUUAUGACUUACUUGAGCGAAGACGGCGAAGAAGGAUAUCCUGGUGCAGUUUUGUGCACGGUGAGAUUCAAGUUGACACCUGAUAACAGGCUGGAGAUAGGCAUCCGGGCGACCACAACAGACUCCACGAUAGUCAACAUCACACACGGUUCCUUGUUCAAUCUCGCUGGACAUGACGCUGGCAAGAAGGAACUGAUGAAACACAAAAUUUCAUUGAACUGCGAUCGCUGGACCUUUGCGGAUUAUACUGAUCCGAUUCCAACUGGUGGUAUCAGAGGAGUUGGAGGAACCAUCAUGGAUCUACGUAUACCAAAGUUUCUGGAGAGCUGUAUAGAGAAGGUUCCUCCAGGAGAGGGAUACGAUCAUAACUUCUGCGUCACGCCAAAUUGGUACGGAGGUAACACUCAUAUCGCACGAGUCAGUUAUCCAGGAAACGGCCGCAUUUUGGAAAUUUAUUCCGAUCAGCCUGGUGUACAGUUUUAUACAGGUGGCCGUUUGUCAGACAUAGUUUCUGAGACUGGUAAUAAUGUUGAACAAAAAGACAACUCGAAUCAUGACGAAGAGCAAGAGGGAGAAACAUUGAUGACCGAUCAAAUGGAACAAGAUGCGAUAUCUGAACCGUCGACUAAAUUUCUUUUGGGAAAGCAGGGCGCUCGCUACGUAAAACACUGUGCUUUCAGCAUUCAACCACAAAACUAUCCAAACGCCAUUAAUUUUUCACACUUUCCUUGCUCCAUUCUACGGCCCGGAGAAAUGUACCGACACGAUCUAAUUUACAAAUUUGGCAUCCAAUUGGCCAAUUAUAUGUGAUAUAUACAUAUACAAUUAAAGGCGCAUUAAAUAUUCCUUGUAGUUGGUACAAAAAAUAUUUAGUAUGUUGAGAUAUGUUAUAGUAUCAGCGAAAAACAUGAAUCUUUAAAUUAUAAAAAAAGUUUCUAUUCAAAUAUUAUAAUCAGUUUCAUAUUACUGAAAAAAAACCUUUGACUAGAUAUGAUUAAAACGUUUCAAAUAAUCUAAUAGUAAAUUAGUUGAUCUAUUGAUAUAUGCAUCACUGUUAUUAUUAUCAUAGAUUAGAUUGUUUUCGUUUCGCUGAAAAAAAUUUUGCAAUGUUACCAAUCACGGGUCCAAAUGAAUCGUUGAUCGUCACGGAACGUUGAAUCCACUGCGGUAGUACUUUGACUUUAUGACGAUAAUGUUUAUCUAACAAUACAACUGUCGAAUAAUCAUUAAUAUGACGAACGGAUCGGCCGAUGCAUUGAUUCACCGCUUUCAUGCACGAGUUCUCGAAAAAACUGCUUCCAGCGUCCGGUUUCUAAACAGAAAUGGUAAAAUGAGAGGAUAUUAAAACAUUAUACUAAAUUAUAAUAAUAAAUUUUACUUAAAGUGAUACAAACCACAUGCUCAUUUAAGUAUUUCAUCUUUUCUUGCAACUCUGGUGAUUUGAUGUUGGGAUAUGGCAAGCCAACAACUAUAACACAUCGACCCAGAUUGUCAGAAAAGUUUAAACCUUCGCUUAAUUUACCACCUGCAAUAUAUCAUGUAAAUUAGAGAAUUGAUUAUUUGGUUUUCUUAUCGAUAACAAAAUAAUUUUCAUAAUAUAAUUCUCUAAUUUAUACUCACCGACUACACUGAACAGUAAUGAUCCAUUACACGGAGGUUGUGGAUUCUUGAUAGAAUGUGCAUAU